AUGGCACCAAGCAUACCGAGUUCACCUAGGAGUACACAACCAUUAAGCCCUCGCAAGCAAGUCACGAUCGCUUCAGGUACGACCACAAUACUUCAUAGUCCAGUCGCAACGUCAACAGGCCCGAGAAAAUCCGCGUUGAAAAAGCGACCGGCGGAAGACGACCUUCAGGAAACUCCUGAGCCUAAGAAGACAUUUUUCGGUUUCAACAUACCUUAUUUGUCAGAUAUAUUUUCGCCAUCGGCUGCAAGGGAACGGGAAAGAGCUGAGGAAGAAGAAGCUCUCUUGAAGGAGGUAUCGCCCAAGCCAAAGCCUCCUAUAAUUUCAAUCAGUCCCCGGGAACAUGCUAGAAUGAUCGCCGAUGCAGUUGAUGCAACAUUUGCCGCGAGGAAUGCGAAUCAGGCAGACAGAGCUCUUAAUGAUAGAUCGAGGAAACUCAAAUGGCGACCUGAGAUUACGGCGGAUGACGAAGAGUAUAUCAAUCAAGAACAUUUCUUUACAAAGUUAUUGAGUUCAAAACCAAUGUCUGUUCCGAGCAUUCUUGAAGCGCAUUUCGAAGAAGCUCAGAUUUUGAGAAUUAAGCCGUCAUUGAAAAAUCCAUCCAUCAUAAAAGUACAAGAACACGACGCUAAAGAAUAUUACAAGCUACUCUCAAAAGGAGGGCCGUUUUAUGGUAGGGGAGAUAAUCUCACGACCAAGUUGACAAUGCUGAAGUUUGGUUUCCCGGUUGCUCCAAUGACACAUACCAACUUACAUAAUGCUGGAAGAGAUGUCCUGGCCGAUGACCCGGAGGACGAGGAAAUCCCAGGGCCAAAGUAUCAAAGAAUUGAACAUUCUGAGAAGCCUUUGGAAUUUUUGGACUCCUAUUCCCAAAGGAGCUUUGGCUUUCCAAUGCUUCGUGAAUCCGAAAAAGAAUACCAAUCUUACGUCGGAGAAGAAGAAGAGGAGCUGAACCCCAAGAGUGGGAUUCAAUCCCUGAAAGAAAAGAAACGACGGCCGUCGCAAGUUUCCCCAAGAAAUCAUAAGAACCCUCCACCGAUUUAUCCUGAUUCCAAGAGCCCAGCUCUUGGUCUGCGGGGUGGGGGUGGUGCGGGAUCCACUGAGAAUCUCAAACCGAACUACCUUUACAGCUACAAUAGAGGCAGAAUCCAGUACGAACCUACAGCGUCUGAUAGCGAGCAAACCUUUUUGGAGUGUGCCGGGACCCUCCUUCACUUCGAUCCUGAGUCUGGCGGAUGGGCUUUCAACGUCGAUCAAUACAAAGAUCGGGUAUCUGGUGAGAAUACUACGACAAAAAUAUUUCAUGAUACCCGAGAAAUCACAAAAGCCACCUUUUCUGAGGUCUUUAAGAGCUUCAUAAAGAACAAAAUCAACAGCCGUCAGAGAGACUGGCCGUUGGUUGUCCGUCCAGUCGAUGUGGAAAGACUGGAGGGUUUCGAGCUUCCUACGGAAGACUAUAUACCUCCGAAGAUAUUAUCUCCUAGAAGAUCAAGGUCAUCUUCCAGGAAACACAGUGCCUCUAAAGCAAGUCCAAAAAAGAAGGUGACCAUAGCCCCGGUGGUAGAGGUGCAAAAUAUAGAAGGCGUGACAGACGUAUCCUCGUCCGCCCAGGUUCUGCAAACUUCUGUCGGACUGCAAAACCAAGCAGAGGGACCACGUUUGAACAAGGAAAGAAUUCUUAAGCCCAGAUCAGCACCCGUCCAAAUCCAGAGGUUCGACCCUUGGAUGGCAGAAGAACGCCGAUUAGAUCGCUUGCAGCGCGAAUCAUGGCUUCACGAUCAUUCUGCAAUAGAACCUGGGCAGAAGCCAGAGCCACCUCUUUUCGGCACGCCCAAAGAUUUACUCAUUGGCCAAACUGACGCGCUGCCGAGAAUAUAUAGUCACAGAUUGACUCCAACUGAUUUUAACCAGGUAGUGGAAGAAAACCAGACUGCUCGAUAUAAAUUGCUUGAGAGAAUAGAUGCCUGUCCUCUGUGUCCCGCAACAUUUGAGCUGGACUCUGCCGAAGAAAGAACGAAUCAUUUCAAACUCCACGCCGAUCAGAUAGCCUCCGCGGGAAAAUGCCCGAUCUGCGAAAGUGAGCAAUGGAUGAUGAUGGAUAUGGACCAAAGAAGAGAUCAUCUUGCCUAUCAUCAAAAGGCUAGUCCCAAGGAAGCGUCUUUCGACAAACUUGAUUGUCCCGUUUGCAAUAAAAAACUGAGUAAAAUUGGAGAUACUGAGGACAUUCUUUUUCACAUGGCGGAACAUACCCCUGGUGUAUUGAAAUAUUGCGAUCGCUGCGGACUCAACAUCAAAGCCUGCUCUCAAAUCGAGCUUCUCAACCACAAGAAAAUAUGCAUCGAUGGACCAGAGAGACUCUCAGAUGACGAUCAAUUGUAUUUUUGCGACGUCUGUGGUCGAAAUCGGACUCAUGAGACAGAAGAACAACUUGUUUCGCACCGCAAAUUCUGUUUUCUCGAUAAAGGUGUUUACUGUUUCAAAUGUGGUCUAGAUAUGACAAAGAUUUCGAAAGAAAAUCAGCAGCGUCAUGAACUUCGUUGCCAUCACCCAAGAGGCUAUCGCAAGAAAUGGUGCCAAAAAUGUGGCUCGGACAUGAGCAAAAUGAAUGAUACGGAUAAAAAACACCAUCAGCAGAGCUGUUACGCCAGAGAGCCAGAGCCUGUAUCGGCAGAUUCCCGCAAGAAAGAAAUCCAACUUCUGAUACAAAAGCAAGCAGACCUCAAUGCUCAGAAUAGAGCCAUUGAGUCCGAAAUCAGAUCUAAUCUCACUGCUCUCUCCACUCCAGGUGCGGGUGCAGCACGAUGGGCACAUGAUACCGGACCCUGUCCAGUAGAUGGAUGUCAGACCUCGCUCUCAAAUUAUUCCCCCAGCCAAAUCAUCAAGCACAUGAAGACGCACACAGAUGCGCUUCAUUGCCCAAUCAUCCACCAAGACGGUGAUGUGAUGUGCGUACACACUGCGGAAACUGGUCUUCCAGUCAGUCUGAACCCGCAAUCUCAAAGUGUUUUUGAUACACUGCGUGAGAAGUAUGCUGGAUUCAGAGAACGAACAACCAGAGCUACGGAGCGGUUGAACGCUGUUUCCACCGUUCCGCGCGCACAUACUACUUCACCCAGAAAGGAAACCAGAAACUCUGCAACCUCUCCGCGAAAAGAGCCGCAAAAAGUGACUUUUAGUUCGCCCAUCAAAAAGGUCCACAAACCUGCGGUCUCACCCAAAAAGGGUCAACCAUCGCCUCGGAAAUCUGUGCCAGAAGAAACUGCAUCGUCCAAAAAGCCAUUCUCUAGAAAGCGAAAACUCUCUACUUUCCAGGACGAAUCCGAAUUCGAAUCCGAAUCAUCCUUCUCAUCUGGUGAUGAAGAAGAUGAAGAUAUGCCACCCGGAGCCUCAGAAUCCGAUCGUCACAAAUCCACAAAAGGCCGUCGCGGAGCCAAAAACGCAGACGGGAGUUAUAGAUACGAACACCUCCCCGAUAUCCCCAUCCCUGAAGAAGAAGUCGUUCCUGACUCGCUCAAUUCACCCGAGAAAGUAGAAGCACUUCAACAAUCAACCAAGAAACGCGGAACCAAAAAUGCAGACGGGAGUUAUAGAUAUCAACACCUCCCCGACAUACCCAUCCCCGAAGAAGAGGUGGUGCCUGACUCCCUUACCUCACCUGAGAAACUCCAGCCACUUACACAUAAACCCGUUCCUGUUACCCCCGGGAAGAAACGUGGGAAAUCCGUUCCUCCUGCUACCAAAUCCCCGGUCAAACCCAAAUCCCCAGUUAAAAUCAAGUCUGCGAAAGGAAAAAACAUUGCUGAAGAGAAGGAGAUGAUGAAAGCAGAGAAGACAGAGACAAAGAGGGUGACUAGGAACACGAGGAGUAGUGCUACGCCUGUGCCGAUGGAGAGUUUGGUGGAGCCGAAGAAGAAAGUUGCUACGCCGAAGAAGGGGAGGGUGAAGGGGAAGCUGAAGGGGAAGGAUAAACCGAGGAUUGAGGCUGCGCAGAAGUCUUGGAGUCGGAUGGUGUAG
This is a messenger RNA of Glarea lozoyensis ATCC 20868, 4011 nucleotides long. RefSeq lists its product as uncharacterized. NCBI's taxonomy places the organism in Eukaryota, Fungi, Ascomycota, Leotiomycetes, Helotiales, Helotiaceae. Bases 1 to 4011 code for a protein of 1336 amino acids. The record is from RefSeq and is a predicted model, not a curated record. The transcript has 3 exons.